AUUAUUAAAAAAAAAAUUCAAAUGUCAAACUCAGCUGGUUAAACUCAGAUAAUUGAUUAAUUUACAAACAAAACUUCAACAUUUAAAAAUUAUGGGUGCACCCGAAUUGCCUGGAGAUCCCGGAGAGGAAGAUGUGCAUGCGAUUCAAUCAAAUGUUCAGCACCCACCAGUGCCUAGUGAUGAUAGUGACUAUGAAAUGAACACAGAUGAUGCUUACAAUGGAUACCAACCAUUAGCAAUGGGCGACGAUGCCAACGACCUUGCAAUGGAUGAUAGCGACUCUGCAGUAGACGAUUCCGACGAAACACUACAAAAUUUUGACAAUGCGUCUUUCGAGAAUGGUAGUAUCAAUGAUAAUUUACCAGCGGUGGAGAGCGCAGAUUCCGAAAUUGAAAGACAAAUUUGGAGUGAACCGCGCCCCAAGGAAUUACAAUUAGAAUUAGACAAUACGAAAACAACACAGAUAUUAAAUGUCAUGGCAAAUAUUACACUUCCUAAUGCUGUGGUACCUGAAUGGGCCAACGGAAUUCCGGAAGAGCGGUGGAAAGAGGAAUUGCUCAAACGAAUAAGGCAACGAGGGGUAUCACGUCAUGAGGAUAAUAAUUAAAAUUUAAUUGCUGUGAAAUGUUGAAUGAAAUGAUAAGUUGUAUGUAUUUAUGCAGUUUGAGUUUAAGUAUGUAUUUUUCGUUAAAGUGUUUUAAACUAGUUAUAUUCAUUAUUUCGACUCAAAAAUAUGUAUGUGUAGGGAUUCUGAUUACCAGCAAUUGAAAGAAAACUUAAUUAUAAGAAAUAUACAUAUAUAUAACAACAAGUUAAAUAUUAAAAAGCAUCUUAAAUAAUAACACCAACUAUUAGAAUUUGAAGAGUGCAAUACAAAUCUUCAUUUUUUUAUCUAAAUGGGAUACACAUUUUCUCAACCUAAAUUCCAUUUUAAUUCAGUAGUAAGCUUUAUGACAUUGUUAAAUGCAAUAUAAACUUCAUCUGAGUGUUCGAAUCUCCGAUAUAGAGACAACUACACAUUUUGUACAAAAUGAUCAAAUUUCAAGAGUAAGCCUAUUCAGGCCUUAAGACUCAUAGGGAGUGGACCACACGUUAUGUGGCCCCAUGCUGUAAACGCACUACUGCGACUAUUGCCUCUACGACAGUGCAACCUGUACCACCCAAUCCUACGGACGUAAUCGUUGGCGAACGUCAAUUCCGCAAGGUGAUCACCGCUGCUACUGCUCGCUUCAUACCAGCCGGAAGAAUUGCAAACAUGCGCCCGAAUUUCCCGGCUGAAGCGGCAGUUUUAGCAAAUUAGCGUGACACCUUACACCAGGUCGAGCCCUGUGAUCCCCGCAUAAGGGAUCUCAAUUUGGAGAUUUGACAACUGAUAAACAACUAUAAGCAAACGUAAUGGGUAGAGCACUUGAAGUCCUGUAAUCUUUCCACUGGUGUGAGCAAGCUCUGGUCAACUGUCAAACCCGAGGAGACAUGACGACCGUGUUGAAAAUCAAUUAGGUAGCCAUGCCUCCUCGGAGCUAUUUUAUACUGCACCCCCCGGUUGACAAGGCUAAAAGGCGUUUCACCAGACGGCUGCGCAAAAAAACCAAACAACUGCGCGCCACUUGUUUUCACCAGCGGGGAGGUUCAGGAUGUCACCAGAAAGCCCAAGUCCUCCAAAUCCAUCGGCCCAGACGUAAUCAAUUCUUUGAUGUUAAAACACCUAUGUUCAACGUGAGGAGAAUAUCUCGCCAAGGUAUUCAAUUUGUCGCUAACCACUCUUAAAAUCGGAGGAGUGGUCCCACUACUGAAACCUGGGAGCCAUCUUAAGACCUGUUCAGGCCUUAAGGCUCAUAGGGAGUGGACCACACGUUAUGUGACCCCAUGCUGUAAACGCACUACUGCGACUAUUGCCUCUACGACAGUGCAACCUGCACUUAAUUUACGCGUGAAUAAUCCCAAAAUUUUGGGUGUCACAUUUGACAGUCUGCACUCCUUCACUCCACGACCGCACUAAUCACUAAAGUACAGAGCCGUAACAAAAUGCUCAAGUCGCUAGCCGAUAGCACUUGGAGAAAGGACAAAGAAACGUUGCUGGCCACAUACAAGGCUAUCGGCCAGCCGGUCGUAAAUUACGCAGCACCGGUAUGGUCGCUUGGGUGCAACGGAUCGCAGCAGAGGAAGAUAAAGACGUGUGAGAUCACCGCACUCUACAGACAGCUACAGGAUGCACUUUUGCACAAUGAGGCCACUAUGCUGCCUGUUAAGGAGCAUAAUGAACUGCUUACCAAGCAGUUUCUGCUUUCGUAGAAAUCACCCAUGUGGUCAAGAGGUCACUACCACCUUUAGCAGACGAAGAGCUCGAGUUGCCACAUGAAACCAGAGUGACCCUUGCGCAACUUCGAUCUGGAUAUUGAAGCAGGUUAAACUCCUACUUAUCCAGACUGAACCCUACAUACAAAAUACAUGUCCUGCAUGCAACGAGUCCCCGCAUGACACUAACCACGUUUUUGCAUGCCCAAGGAACCCUACUUAUCUAACACCCCUUUCCCUUUGGUCCGACACCGUCGAACCAGCAUGUUUCCUGGGCUUUCUGUUAAAUGACCUCGACGACAACUAGACUUAUGCUUUCCGUUCCGCCAGGGAUCGAUAAUCGCUACAACUAUGCUUCGCCAGAAAAUUCUCUGUACAAAACAUUUGAAAUUAAGAGACAUUCUGUCGUCCCAAUUGAUCUGAUAUUCUUUGAUGAUAGUAUAGAUAACAGACAAUUUGGCCCAUAUAUUCGGCAUAAAGUCCACUAGAAUAAUAAAAAUAAUUAUAUAUAAUAUAUAGAGGCUGAGGUAAUUUAUGGACCGAUUUCACUCAUUUUCGCCACCAUGCUAAUUUUUAUUCCAUAUCUCACACAUUAACCAAUAUCUAGGUAAAAAGCCCACCGGAUGUUUGGAAAGAUAUUAGGUAUAUGGGAGCUAGGGAAGUUAUAUUUCGUUUAGCUUAACCUAUUUUUGGUACUGAGGCUUACUACUAUAAAGAAAUUAUUCCGGAAAAUGUGCCAUAAGUUCUGGGUGCUUCAUUUGCGAUGUAAGAGGACCUGAAAAGUUAUAAUGUAAAUGAGCGAUGCCUAUAUAAAUGAGCGAUGCCUCCAAUGCUUUAUUUGUGGAAAGUUUUAUUCCAAUGUCUUCAAUGGUACUUAAUUAAUAUUUUGUUAAGUGAACGAAACAGAAGGAGUCCAAAUAGAGUUAUAUGGGAAGUAUUCAAUUUCGUCUAUAUUCCAUCCGUAAAAUCAGGAUUUCAAAUAUUAUGCAUACAAUUUUGUUGAAUACAAAAAAAAACAUCCAUUUUAUACACUUUUCAAUAAAAUUUGGUGUUUCUGACUUUUUCGUCAGUGGUUUUCCUCAUAACCUUUAUAAGACGGGUGAGCGUGGCAAUGGUCCGACUUCGUCCAUUUGGAAUACCAACGACAAUCAUGGUGCCACAGAAAAUUUUUCAAGAUAUUCAAUUUGAUUUCGAUCCCGGAACCUAACAUUUCGGAAAUAAAAUCAGAAGCGUGCUAAUAUCUGUUAUAUAGCAUUAAUGCAUGUUGAAUUUAUUUGGUCGUUUAUAUUGAAGCGAACUCAUUGAAGCUCUUUUAUGAUUUUCAAAUCGAUCUACCAAUGGCUUACAAGUUUUGGCUCGGUUUAAAACUCAGAAAAGUCCAUCCAGCACUAUAUAUGUAUAUGUAAAAAGAAAUCACAAUUACAAUUACUCUCGUCCACAAAUACCAUACAUUUCAGCUGCUGCUUUUUAUUGUAUAAUUUCAUGCAUCCAUUCAGUUUCGCAAUUGUUUCGGAAUAAAGUAGUGAUUUCAUUUAUUUUUAAAUUUUUAUACUUGCUAAAAUUAUGUUUGUAUAACAACACUUUUGCCGUGAGACUUUGCGAAAUAGUGUUUAGUUUAUAUGUAUCUUAUUUGUAGAGCAAACAAUUCAUCUAAUAAUUUUCUUUUAUAUUACCUUUAUGCUGUAUUCAUAAUAAUUUCGCUUUCGCGCAAAAAUUUUAAUAAAAAUCCUUCAUUCAGUUUUAUCUUACAAUUAGUAUACCUCAUCUCCAUAAUAUAAAUAUGUUUAAUGAUUUCCUGUUUUUGUUUUUCUUUUUCUGUUUGUUUGAUUUGUUUUUGUUUUUGUUAAAUAUGUAACAUUUUCUUUUCUAAUGCAUUGGAUAAUGGCUAAAAAUAUGAAUCUCUAAGUAAGAUUAACUACAUCUACACUACGUUGGUUGCCAUUGCAGCUGCUAUUGUUGGAAUUA
This is a messenger RNA of Zeugodacus cucurbitae (melon fly), 4260 nucleotides long. RefSeq lists its product as uncharacterized. The transcript has 2 exons. Gene Ontology annotation, biological process: spermatogenesis. The record is from RefSeq and is a predicted model, not a curated record. NCBI's taxonomy places the organism in Eukaryota, Metazoa, Arthropoda, Insecta, Diptera, Tephritidae. Bases 92 to 607 code for a protein of 171 amino acids.